This is a messenger RNA of Archocentrus centrarchus (flier cichlid), 6315 nucleotides long. It is a transcript of the gene fstl4, whose product is annotated as follistatin-like 4. The transcript is spliced from 16 exons. Gene Ontology annotation, biological process: multicellular organism development; cell differentiation; regulation of BMP signaling pathway. Gene Ontology annotation, cellular component: extracellular region. NCBI's taxonomy places the organism in Eukaryota, Metazoa, Chordata, Actinopteri, Cichliformes, Cichlidae. Gene Ontology annotation, molecular function: protein binding; calcium ion binding. The record is from RefSeq and is a predicted model, not a curated record. Bases 159 to 2696 code for a protein of 845 amino acids.
AAUUAAUUUGAACCCUUUAAAACCUGUCGAGCGGUAGGAGAGGAGUGGAACUAAGGAGCGCAGAUUGGACGAGUCUCUGGGAGGAAAUCUGUGGCAUAUUUGCACGAAUUUCCUUUCUUUUAUAUUCGUUUGCCUCGGAAUACCACAGAGAAACACUCAUGGGCACCAUGGGUGUUUGGGCUGUGGCUGUGGCCACUCUGCUGGGAACUUCAGGGUGCUGGCUCGCUGAAGGGCACAAGAGCAACAGGCGGAGCAGCAUAGAUACAGCCAGCAUGUCACGUACCUCCUCCCAGGAACCUCACGCCAUGGAGAAGGGGAAAGCAGACGGGAACAUCGAUCAAUCCCUGUCUGAUCCAGAUGGAGACCCCUGCCGGAGGACCUACUGCGGACGGGGUCGACAGUGUGUGUUGAUGGCAGAAACUGGCCGUGCAGAGUGUGUUUGCCAGGAAAAAUGCCGGCCCUCCUUUGUGCCAGUGUGUGGCUCAGACGGCAGAUUCUAUGAGAACCACUGUGAGGUGUACCGCACUGCCUGCCUGGAAAGAAGACGGAUCUACGUGGUACACAGCAAGGACUGUUUCUUCAAAGGCAAUGCAUGCACCAUGUCAGAGUACAACAAGCUGAAGAGCAUGCUGCUGGACAUGCAACCAAAAGUGCUAAAGGCUGGACAGCAAAAUCAGCAAAGAGACAUGGAGGAGAAGAGAGCGCUGGUGGACACCAUGUUUAAAUACUUGGAUGUAAACCAGGAUGGCCGACUGAUCAGUGAUGAGCUGGAAAAGCUCUCAAUGAAGGAGCACCUGGAGGACAGUCUGCUGGAGUGCACCAUGCAAGACCUGCUACGCUAUGAUGACUACAACAAUGACGGCCACCUCAGCCUUCACGAGUUCUACACGGCUUUCCAGGUUGUCCAGCUGAGCCUGGCUGAUGACCAGCAAAUCAGCAUCUCCACAGUGACAGUGGGCCUAAGUGCAGUCCUUACCUGUGCCAUCCAGGGGACGCUGCGCCCACCAAUCAUCUGGAAGAGGAAUGGAAUCAUUUUAAACUUCCUGGACCUGGAGGAUAUCAAUGACUUUGGGGACGAUGGCUCCCUGUACAUCACCAAGGUGACAACCAUCCACAUGGGAAACUACAGUUGCCAUGCCUACGGCUAUGAAGACCUCUAUCAGACACAUGUGCUGCAGGUGAAUGUCCCUCCAGUGAUCCUGGUCUAUCCAGAGACACAGGCCCAGGAGCCGGGUGUCUCUGCCAGCCUCCACUGCCACGCCGACGGCAUUCCAAAUCCCAAACUCCUUUGGCUGAAGAAUGGCAUGGAUCUGCAGCCCAGAUCCUCCAAACAGCUCUCUCUCAUAGCGAACGGUAGUGAGCUCUUUAUUGGCAGCGUCCGCUAUGAGGACACGGGAGCCUACACCUGCAUCGCCAAGAACGAAGUAGGAGUGGAUGAGGAUAUCUCGUCUCUGUUUGUUGAGGAUUCAGCUAAGAAGACCCUUGCAAACAUUCUGUGGAGAGAAGAAGGUUUAAGUGUGGGAAACAUGUUCUACGUGUUUUCUGAUGAGGGCAUCACUGUUCUUCAGCCUAGUGAAUGUGAAAUACGCAGACACAUGAAGCGCACAGAGAGGAUUGUCGCUACCUAUGAGGAGAUGUGCCCUAAAGGUGAAGGGGUGUCACCUCAACACUGCGAGUGGUCCUCAGCAGUCAACAUCAGAGAUAAGUACAUCUACGUGACCCAGCCCCUCCAGAGUCGAGUGCUGGUGGUCGAUAUUCAAGCACAGAAGGUGGUGCAGGCUGUAGCAACAGACCCUUUUCCAGUAAAGAUGCUCUAUGACAAAUCACAUGACCAGGUGUGGGUCCUAACGUGGGGGGAUAUGGACAAAACACACCCAACACUUCAGGUAAUUCCUCAAGCCAGUGUGGGUGAAGUACAUCAUGCCAUACGCACAACUUUUCAGAGGGUGAACGACUUCUUCAUUCCUCCAACUAACCUCAUCAUCACUCACGUGAGGUUUGCCUUUGUCUUUCUCAAAAAUGAGCCCGCGGUCCACAAGAUUGAUCUGGAGACCCUUCACCGUGUCAAGACCAUCAGCUUAAAGAACUACAGCUGCAUCCCAGUCAGCAUGGCCUACACACACCUGAGUGGCUUCUACUUCAUCCAGUGCCAGACCAAGAGUCUUCUAACCCCACCCCAGCUCCUUCUUGACAGUGUGACAGAUGCCGUGAUUGGGCCAAACCUCAAUGUCACAGGCCAGGCUUUUGUGUCACCAGACGGGCGCUACAUUGUGAUACCUGACUCACAGAGCUUAAAGCUGAUAGUACAGACAGUGUCAUUCCAAGGGCAGCUGAGUCUGAACCAGGAAAUAGAUGAACCUGUGGCUGUCUCUGAUCUUGUUUUUCAGCCUUCUUUCACGGAGUCCAAUCAGCAUGUGGCCGUGGCCACCUCAGGCUCAGGAACAGACCUGCUCUUUGCCGAUCUGUCCUCAGGCCACACUGAGGUUCUCCGGAGCAUCAAGGAGCCCCUGCCUCCCCAAGCCUGGCCCUGGGGAGGCCCCAACAGAGUGGUGGUCUCAAGUGGGUUGUUUGGACAAUAUCUGGUGACACCAUCAGCCGAGUCCCUCUUUGUUCUUAAUGGCAAACAGAGAACGCCGCACUGCGAGGUGUCAGACAUCAAGAGAGGGAACACAGUUGUCUGGGUUGGAGAGGUAUGAGUGACAAAGAAAAAAAGAGAACAAGAUUUAAAAUUAGGGGGAAAAAAGGAAAAGAUCAGGCCAAAUUACCUAUUAUUAAGAUUUAUGUGAACAUAAGUUGCGGACUCAACCCUGGGACUGAGCAAGAGGGAAACCUGCCUGGGUUUGUUGUAUCAAAAGUAAACUUAAAAAUAGAGUAAUUGAGAAAAUAUUCAGAAAAUCUGUUGUGAUAUUUCUAUUGGGAGAAAGUGUCAAUGCCAUUCAGUGCAACAGUGAUCUAUGUGCACUUAACUAUACAGAAUUGUACAUUAUUGCACUUCCUUCCAUGUUAUCACAGCAAAUAGGUACCAGAAAAGGGGUUAUAACGAACUAUGAACUAUGCACAAUGUUCACUUUUUUUAGACUAAAAAGCUUUCCAGUUUUUGUUUAUCUCAACAAUGUUUGUCGUUUUCACCAGUGCUGCAUAUAAUUACCACAAACUGUCUGUCCCGUCUGCCUUUAGUGUAUGCUUGUCCUGAGUCCUUUUAAAAGCUACCACCACCAUCUGUUCACUCGCCUUUGUCAUGGUAUUGUACUGUAUUCUCCCUCUGAAAGCUUUCAUUCUCCUAAUGCUGGCAGAGGUUGGCUUUAUACGCACGUGUAAUACCCCUAUUUACAUUGUCUAUCCAAAGAGCUCAAUUGGUCCAUUAGCUGUCGACAAUGGGUGUUUCGGUUGCAGUGGAAGCCUAACAAGAAAUGAAAAGUAGAUCUUUUGGUCUCUUGCAAUGUUAUAAUCUGUCCCCUGCUGUCUCACAUUUAUUCUGAACCUGCAGUACAGCCCUGUGCUGUGAAGCCUGAAAAUGCCACUUAUACCACUUAGCAGAUUCCCUCAGGGUAAUGACUCCGGUUUACACUGACCCAUAUGCUGAGGCCAAGCCAAAGUAGCAUCAGCGCUGCUAUCUGACAGGCUGUGAGCAUUUGUACAUCCCCUCAGAGAGCCGUGCAUCAAGAUCAAACAUCAAGUCAGGUACACUGGACACUUUUCAUGUGGCAAUUAGUACGAGAAAAACUUUUUGGAUAGCAGCCACACUAAUCUAAUCUAAUUUAUGUUUUAAAGCCUUGAGACCUGUUUCAAAAGUAGGGAUACAUUUUUUACAGCAAUAUGUACUGUAUUAAACGGUUUUCCUUUUUUCCAGGAAUACUAAUUGUCAAAUUGCAGAAAUGACUAGGUAUGUUUAUGACUUUUACCACUUAGCACUGUAUACCUACUUUUGAACAAAAAGUCUAAAGUGUCUGUUUAACGCAGUAACUGAAUAAACACCAGCAAAUCUCCAUCUGUUAAAAUAGCAGAUAUUUUGUGUCUGUGGACGAACUGCGUCAUUUUCUAUGUAACUACGUUUUCCACUUGCACUAAUCAUCGUAAUGAUGAUCCAUUAGCAGCAAUACAGCGCUGCGGCUUCUCUGCAGAUGUAAUAAUGUCAUCACAAAUCACUGGAACCAUAAAGUCUCUUAGUAUUCCUGCCUCUUCAUAUUAGAAAGACUUUUUCUUUUCGUAUUUGUCUUUGACUGCAAGAAUUUCAGUAAGCUACUUUAGGAAAAACACUUCCUGCUAACAGAUGCAUCCUUACAUAGAAUAGAUAGAAAGUUUUAAAAAAUUAAUUUAACAUGUAAUACUUUAUCUCAACAAAUUUAUGAGUGGUCCAGAUCUGCAAGCUAUUUAAACAGUCUGACUUGCCAGAAAGAGGGGAAAAAAAAAAAAAAAAAGUGUUUUUUGGGGUUUUUUUGUUUUGUUUUUUUUACCUAGACGCACAAUGCCUUAAUCCGAAUGAAAUCAGAGUUUCAAUUUGAUACUGAAUGUAACUACAAUGUGUAUCAAAGAUGAGCUUGGUGUGAAAUAACUGUUCAUUCAUCGGGUCAUCACGACUGCCACUUCUGUUACAUUUGAGGCAUAUUUUCAUACAAUGAUUUUCAAAUGCUGCAAGUUCAGUUUCGUCUCACUUCAACAGCUUCCUCAGGGUCUUUGUGCAGGUCUUAUAUCAUCAUCUGUAAAAAAAAAAAAAAAAAACCUGAAAUUGCAAAUAUUCUCCCACAGUUGGUCUAAUCUAAUCUUGCCUAAUAUAUUUAACAGGUGUUUAACAUGACCCCCUUCUUUUUGGCAACUAUUCAAUUGAUUCCCCGUACAUUUCCUCUCACAUGAUGCUGUUCUGACGAUAGGUAAUAGCUGAACAUUUGAUCAAUUUGCUAACUGUGCUGGCAAGUUUUCAAAAUCAGGACUUGAAGCUAUGUGUUGUGAAGAUCGUUUUGAGUUGUGUAGAUUACACCUUUGUGUAGGUAAAAGCAUUAUUCUUUGCAUGAAGCCUAGCGUGGACUUGCUGUUAAUUGAAAUCAACAAAAAACAAACAAAAAAACAACAGUACUUUAGAAAAGUAGUAUCACUGCUUAAUAACAUGACAAGAGGAUUUUUUUUGUUUGUUGUUUUUUGGGGGGCUGAAAUUAAAUCUUAAACAUUUUGCCAUCACAGCACAAAUGCUCACAGCCUUUGAGAUCCAACAGUUCCUGACCUUUUAAUGGCAGGCCAUGAACACAUUUUAAAGAAAAGAGGUUAAAGACAUAUAAACGUCAUAUACUAAGAUGUCAAAGACCAGCUCGAGUGUGAGAAAACUACUGUAAAUCCAAAUGGAGUCUUGUGGUGUAUCUGCUUGUGUGUGUUUCCUUGAACAAAAAAAAACAACCUAAAUUAGAUAAUAGUAAUUUUUCCCAAUACGUAGUUGUGCCUGUAACUCCCCAAUGCGAUGCAAUGUGUAGGGUAGAAAUCAAACUCUGUGAGAAAAGAAAAAGUAAACACAGGAGGGACGCAGAUUUGUCCUUCUUGUUUGUGACUUCGGUAUUUGCUGCUAAUCAGUCAUGAAAACCUUUCUGGCAUGAAACUAUGAGUGAUUUAACUUUUUGAAGGCAAAGAUUCAAUGAUGUUUCCUAGACCACUGUUGCACUGAGGAGAGAAAAAUAUACAUAUAUAUAUAAAUAUUUAUCUGACAUACAUUUAUGCUAUCAUGCUUAUAAUGGAAAUUUCUUAAAUUUGUAAUCCAGUUUUCUGUCUCAAAGAAAAAAAAUCUGGCUCUGAUGCUUCUUAAAGUCACUAUCCCAUCCAAAGUCACUUCCCAAUGGCUCUAAAUGAGUAACCAACAGUAUUUGACAACUCUUAACACGUGCAUGUAAUGAAAGUAGGCUUCCAAUAUGAUUACCAUGGACCCCUUGGUGAUCUAACACAGUCACAUACAGUUCACAGUUGCUUGUGUAAAAGUCCCUUUUCUGUCCUCUCAUUGUCACGUCUUUCAGCUUCUCUCUUAAGGUUGAUUCAGCAGUAAAACAUUGCUACUAGAGUCAAGGAGAGCAAGAGCAAAGAGACUGCACCCGCGCUUGCUGAUAUAACUACAUAACUGGCUCACUUAUGUUGUUUGUUUGGAUCUACCUUCAGUGUCACAUGACUAUUUCUGUACCUCUCCUUUAACCCUAAAAUAAGGGGCCGAAAAGCUGAACCGCUUGGUGUGAUAGACAUUGAUAGGAACCACUGUUGUAGAUAUCAUUGUUCAUGUUUAGAACACGUUCAGACAUGACAAAACUGACUGUACAGUUUUCUUUAUGCAUUUUGUGUGUUCUGGUU